AUGUGUUCACACAAUAGGCAGCCCGAGUCCCCUCCUUCUAAGGAAAUCACAGAUGAAUUGACUUUGUCACCAACUACCGGGAAGGAGGGGCUCGGACAAGCCCUGAGUCAAAAUAUUUCUGACGAUGGCUAUGGUCACAACAAGGCUCCAAAGCCAAAUCUCCCGGAAGCCUCUGAUACGGCGAGCAUGCAGCAGUUACUCUCUAAGCUCGCUGAGCAGCAACGGUUGAUUGAUCAACAAAGAGAGGUUCUUGAGCAUCAGCAGAAGGAGCUUUUCAGGGUCAAGUCAGAUAACUAUCCUGCAUUUUCGGCGUACACCAGCCCUUCAAUCCAAGUGGCAGCAGAUCCCAGCCCUGGUCCCUUCAACACCGUUCAGAAUCCUGUCUCAGUUGAUAACUCUGAUAGUUAUGGCUUUCGCCCCGCCGCUCACUUUCACGAAGUCAAUCGUCUUCAAUCAGAGUUAAAGGUCGCCCAAAGUAAGAUAUCGGCCAUGAGCGACGAGCUUGUCCACACAAGGAUAGCAAAGCACACGCUGGACCAAGUCUUGACCCCUUCGGGGGAGGAUGGGUCUUCACUGGGAGGUGAUGUCCCGGAGCAAGCUAUCACUUCUUUGCAAACAGCCUUUGCACAAUCUACUCGCCCAAACACACACAGAGCUGACUCCUGGCCAUCAGCAUCCUAUGAUGAAUCGAUGACCGAUCAUUCCACCGAGUUCCAUCAACAGCCCCUCUCGACUGGCCCGUACGCUCGAUCCGGUAUUUGGGCUACCUCCCCAAAAUCUAGUAUGCCCCAAUUGGCAUCUUUGCAGGUUUCUACCCAUGGCGAAAUGCAAUACCAAAAUGCACUGCGCCAGGGCUCGGUCGAUGCAGAUGCCUAUGGGGGAAGCCGAAUCUGGAAUAAUACACCCCGCUCCUUUAGUCUACAGAGCGGCGGUCCACCUGUCACGGGGGAUGGUCGUUACACAGGCCGUCGUUCUUCUUACAACCCACAGGCUACCCCAUUUGUCCGCUCCAACUUUGAGCAUGGAGGUUCAAACAAAGCUUCUUCGAGCACAGGUUAUACUCCGAGCCCAAUCGGCACUCCACUUUCCCCUAACUCUACUGCUGAUUUUACUUCAGGCUCUAGUGGUAGCAGCACACUGUGGGGCCAAUCUCAAGGGCAGACAUAUGUAUCCACCAUCGAGCCACUCAACUACCGGCGGCUUCUCGAACGCAGUGUCAACUGUAAUUGGAAAUACAUUGUCGAUAAGAUCGUUUGCAAUAAUGAUCAACAAGCUUCCAUCUUUCUCCAACAGAAGCUUAAGAUUGGCACGGCCGAACAGAAACAUGCGAUCGUCGAUUCAAUUGUAGCUCAAGCGUAUCCCCUUAUGAUCAACCGCUUUGGCAACUUUCUUGUUCAGCGAUGCUUUGAGCAUGGCACUCCGGAGCAGAUAGAUGGCAUAGCCAGUGCUAUCCGUGGAAAUACCCUCAACUUGAGCAUGGAUGCGUUUGGCUGUCAUGUUAUUCAGAAGGCCUUUGAUUGUGUUUCUGAGGACUUCAAGGCAACGAUGGUCGCCGAAUUGCUUCGACGCAUCCCAGAAACGGUCAUUCAUAGAUACGCUUGUCACGUCUGGCAGAAACUUUUCGAACUCAGGUGGUCAGAUUCCCCGCCUCAAAUCAUGAAGUACGUAAAUGAGUCCUUGAGAGGCAUGUGGCAUGAAGUUGCGUUGGGAGAAACUGGCAGCCUUGUUGUCCAGAAUAUCUUUGAAAAUUGUCUCGAAGAGGAUAAGCGCCCCUGUAUCAACGAGGUCCUCGAGUCGAUUGACCUGAUCGCUCAUGGUCAGUUUGGGAACUGGUGUAUUCAACACAUUUGCGAGCAUGGGGCGCCUCUUGACCGUUCUAGAGCUGUUGAUACGGUUGUCCUCAAUGCCGCUGAGUAUAGCAUGGAUCAAUACGCAUCCAAAGUUGUCGAGAAAUGUCUCAAAAUAGGCGGAAACGAAUUUCUCGAUCGGUACCUUGACCGCGUGUGCGAAGGGCGCCCUGACCGCCCUCGCAUUCCUCUUAUUGAUAUUGCGAGCGACCAGUAUGGAAAUUACCUGGUUCAAUGGAUACUCCAGCAUGCUUCUUCUACUCAUAGAGAACAAGUCGCGACCCAUAUCCGCAAACACAUGGUUUCCUUACGUGGGAGUAAGUUUGGCUCCCGUGUCGGGAUCCUCUGCUGCAAUCCGAUGUACAACCGCUCCGGCGCCCCUUCCGCUGCUGCGCCAAGGUACAGCAGAUAUGGCUAUCGCUAG
Molecule: messenger RNA, 2271 nt
Organism: Tuber melanosporum (Perigord truffle)
Lineage: Eukaryota; Fungi; Ascomycota; Pezizomycetes; Pezizales; Tuberaceae
Exons: 7
Coding region: 1-2271 (756 amino acids)
Biological process (GO): post-transcriptional regulation of gene expression
Cellular component (GO): cytoplasm
Molecular function (GO): mRNA 3'-UTR binding
Source: RefSeq, a predicted model, not a curated record